Molecule: messenger RNA, 1099 nt
Organism: Anopheles coluzzii
Lineage: Eukaryota; Metazoa; Arthropoda; Insecta; Diptera; Culicidae
Exons: 2
Coding region: 451-1074 (207 amino acids)
Source: RefSeq, a predicted model, not a curated record
UCAUCUCACAUCAGCUCACCGUCAGUUGUUUGCCGGCGGGCUCGAGAUUCAUCUGGGCGGAACCAUACCCACCUCGGAAUGACGUGAUGCGACGUGAGAACGGUUGGUGCUUACCAUCCAUCUCUCUACCUGACCUUUGCAGCUGAGUUACUACCGAAACCGGACCAACUUUUCUCGCCCUCCCGGAGUGUUUUUGGGUGAGUGGCUCGUGAUUGAUUUGGUGCCCGCAUGCUUCCGGUUCUAAUCGUUUCUACCUUUCUACGUUUUACCUGUCACCCGGCGGGGCUUGCUAAGCGUCUAAGCCCUAAUGUGCCUAUAAAUAAGCAUACGACCAUCGGCAAUUGCUCGCAUUACACUCGAGGCUAACCACUGAAGCACACCCGCACCAGCAGCAGCAGCACCAGUUGCAGCAACUCCCGCACAAGCUAAUCCCCAGUCCAAGUGCUCGAAAUGUCAGCUCCAUCAAGAGUCCGGUUCCACCCGCUGCUGGCACUGCUGGUGGUGGUGUCGAUCGUGGGCGCACAGUACGGUGCCCGUGCCGCCAUACUGACCCGUGCGAUCGAGGCACAGAAGACGCUGGUCGAACGCGAAGAGCAAGCACUGCAGGAAGCAAAGGAUCAGGUCUACCGGACGGCACAGAACGCGAUGGAUGUGUCGCGCGAUGCGAUGUCGAACGUGGCCGAACAGCUCCGGUACGCCGUCGGUUACCCGUGGCGGGUAGCAAGUGAGGCACUCGAGAAGCCGAAGCUGUACGCCAAGUACAUGCUGUACCGGGCGACCAAUGCGCUGAACGGAGAGCCCGAAACGACGCCCGUGCCGGUUGUGCUGACGAACGACUUCCAGCCCACGACUGCCAGCGCUCCACAGGCCGAGGGUGACAUUGUGCCGCAGUGGAUUACUGGAUUGCGUACGUUCUUCAACCCGGAACCGGCCGUCCCGAACAAAGAUCUUCCCAAGCCGAGCCCAUACAUCGAGGUGAUUGAAAUUAAGCGCAAUCCUGCGACGGAGCUGGUGGCAGAGCCAGCGGUAAGCGAAACCGCACAGGAACCGCAGAAGGAAGUGAUUCAGCAGUAACGAGGCCAUGCGAGGCCAGUUGCAC